AUGCGUUGUAUGUUGUUGUCUCCCAUCCUAAUCAUACUAACCACAAUGUUUAAUUUAGUUGUAAGCAGUGAUCUCCAAGCUCUUAAUAACACUAACAGUUAUUAUGCCCUGCCAACUGGCAACUGGGACAUACCCUCAUUAGCCAGAUUUAUAUCCAUGAUUUUUGUUCCAUCAGCCGAGGAUGCCUCUAAAACCCUCCCAAACCUACAACUUCAUAUCCAUUCGAAGAAGGAGUUAUACAAGAAUCAUGAGGUAGAACUCUUUUGUGUGUAUAUACGCAAUCCAUCGGUUAGGCUAUCUUGUAGCAGACUGAAUGCCCUAACAAACAAUACUGCCGAUAUGGAUGCUCUUCGGAGAUUGGAAGGGUUCCUUGACACUAUAGAACUACGUCAUCUAGCCAUUUAUGAUUUAUCAAUUGACCUAUCUAUUAACUGGUGGGAGAUUUUUUCAAAUCUACUAGGUAGUAGUCAGAUCGAUUCUAUAGAUAUCGAAGAAAUUAUGCCACAAUUACUAUCUAAGACGGGGCCUACCGUUUUUAUUGAUAUAGGCCAUACGGUCGAGAACGCAGGGAAAUUGUCCCAAAGGAAGAUUGGCUCGAUCACGAUAAAAGUCAUUACCUCUAUAGCUAUUCUGACCUUUCUAAAUUUACAACUUCACUUAUGCUCUACCGAUGUUAAUAUCAUAUUCUGUCUGGAUUUUGAUCAUCUUUAUGGCCUAGGCCGGCUUAUGAAUAAGGAGGCUCUAGUAGACUAUCCUAGAGUCCGUAAGACACGUGCACCAUCGUAUUCCCGACAAAUCCUGAUCCAUUUUCUGUGCGAUGCUCUAAGCCCAAAUGCAUACAUACAACCCCGUCACAGGGAACUAAAGGACCCCCAAGGCGACAGCCUCGGCACUGCUCGUCCCUUAUUGGGUGCUCUGCUUAAUCUGCGCACUAUUAACUACCAUGUGCAAGUUUGCUUUCACUCUCUAUAUAAGCAUCAACGCAAAUUCGAGAAAGCUGAAGAACAUAAACCAUCUGCUGAUGUUGAUGACUCUGAUGACUCCGGGCCGGCUAAUAGCAACAACACCCGAUCUAAAGACAAGAAUAAGAACAAAAACAAGAACAAGAACAACAAGAAAGGCAAAUCAAAACACAAGAACAAGGACAAGAAUAAGAACAAAGACACUAACCCAAUAGCUCCAUUAGAAUAUCUGCGGGCCUUGGCUAAGCUGCAAAGGAUGCGAUGGACUGAUUUUAUUCUGACAUACGACCCAGUUAAAUGGAAGUCCGAUAAAGGGCCAGUAACACUAACUGAGGAUCACUUCUUGCUGUUGACCGAGACGUUAGAAACACUCAGUAGCCUAGAAAUACCAACCCAGUGUAACAACUUUAAUGACUUUGAAAUAGAGAAGUUUCAACCUAAUCCCCUAAUAGGUUACCAAGCAAACUGCCUCAACACUAUAAAGCUGCAUAUUAAGGAAUGCACAUUGCCGUUUGUUUUUCAGCUGCUCCAUAUACUAAUGGCAAACAACCGGCUCUCUGUUAACCUUGACUAUCCAGUCACACCAAUCGAUUUCUCUCUUCUUAUCCCAUAUAUCAAGGCUAUUCCGGCCGGCAAAAUUGAUAUUGCCAUAUCUGAUAUUGGCUCUUAUUUAUCAAAGAAUAAUGACAAGAAGCAGAUGUUAGCGCGCAUUAAUGAGAUAUCUCAAAUACCGGGAUUCUCCUAUUGGGCGGACUCGAGGACGGUAUGUCAUCUUGAUGUGCUGAAAUUUGCUCGUUUGCUAGCUUAUGCCAAUAAUGAAUACUAUGAUGUGUAUCAUCCUAAAUCGAAUGCUGGCUCAUAUAAGCCCACUAAGGUAUACUUCAAAGCACCACUCGACCACUACACACAGUUUAUUAUACAAUUUAAACCUACUGAGAUUAGCCAAGCUAUGGUCGACAUGAUUGUCCAGUGCUUUAGGUACGCGGCCAAGGCCCGUUCGGAUGUUAAAGAAACGGUUGAAACGGUUGAAACGAUGGUCUUGAUUAAAUCAAUGGAUUUUAGAAGUUCUCUGGCCGAGAAGUUCUUUCUAAUGCUGAUUGAUUUGCUUGUUUCCGUACACUAUCGGCCCUCUAUCAUACAUUGGUUUGACUCCCUGGUUGAGCCGCACCUAGUCGAGAUGGUUGUCAAGAAACUAUAUAAGCUUGGGUUCAGGCCUAAGGAUGCUCUUCCUGAUUAUUCUUCUACGAAUUCGAUGACUAUCGAUAUUCGGGUGUGUGUUCCAGCAACUAGCCGAAUACUACAGCAUACUCUGGUUCGUUUCAAUCAAGUGCGGGUAGAUUCCCUGCCAUACGUUCAGUCUCCUGCUAAAAGCAUUUCAACCAUUAUGAUCGCACCAUCCAACUUCACCCAGAUAGAAUGGAUAGAGAUGCCGCCCUUCCCCGAAGCACAAAGCGCCUAG
Molecule: messenger RNA, 2421 nt
Organism: Nematocida homosporus
Lineage: Eukaryota; Fungi; Microsporidia
Exons: 1
Coding region: 1-2421 (806 amino acids)
Source: RefSeq, a predicted model, not a curated record